CUCUCUCUCUCUCUGUCUCUGUCUCUCUCUCUCUCUCUCUCUCUCUCUCUGUCUCAUAUUUCUCCAGUCAGUCUGUAAGAUCUACUGGUUUUCUGUGGAUUGCUGCAUGAUCUCCUGCGGGAGCAGUAACUUCUGCUCUUAUAUGAAUCUGCUUCUGAAGCUCGACUGUUUCAGAUGUUUCUCCGGGGCCAAUGGACUUCGCCAGACCAGUCUCAAAGAUCUGGAUUAAAGAGAAACUUCAUGUGUGAUUAAUCUGAGAAAGGAAGAUGCGGAAGGAAAACGGCUUGCAGUCUUUGGGAAUAAUGGCUGUGUGUCUGCAGAUGAUGAUGAUGAGGAUGAGGAGGAUUGGUUGUGUGAAGGCCUCGUCUCCUCGUCUGGCUCUAGAGAAGAGUCUCGUCUGGCCGUCCAAAGACACCCAGUGUGUGCACCUGCUCAAACACCUGCAGAACGGGGCCCGAGUCACCGUCCAGAUGCCGCCCAACAUCCAGGGCCACUGGGUGUCCACCAGCUGCGAGGUGCGUCCCGGUCCGGAGUUCCUCACUCGCUCGUACCGUUUCUUCCACAACAACACGUUUAAGGCGCUUCAGUUCUACUACGCAGACAACCAGUGCUCCACGCCGAGCUACAGUGUGCAGGUGCGAGGCCGUCUGCGUCUGCGCCAGCCCUCCUGGAUCGUCCGAGGCGGCACCGAGGCUCACUAUCAGAUCCACAGCAUGCGUCUGGUGUGUCACUCGGCGUCUGCGGCACGAGAGCUCGGCUGCGCUUCCUGGGAGCCCAACAUCAGCUACGAGCUGCGGAGCGUCUGCGACUGCGUCUGCGGCUGCGCACUGAACGUCUCCAUGCACGAGCUGCAGCUGCUGCGGCUGGAGAAGCAGUACCUGCAUCACAGUGUGGAUCAGCUGCUGGAGGAGCUGUACCUGGGAGACAUUCACACCGAUGCGACGCAGAGGAUGCUCUACAGACCCUCCAGCUACCAGCCGGCGCUGCAGAACACACGGAAUCAGGAUGUGAGCUGUGUGGUCUGUGCAAUCAUCUCUCGCUCAGAUGAGUUUGAUCCGCCGGUUCUCCCGCCGCAGCCCGAGCUGACGGUGACCCUGAGCGGUCAGUGGGCUUCCCGCCGCUGCGAGGUCCGGCCCGAGGUCCUGUUCCUCACCAGACACUUCCUCUUCCAUGACAGCACGCACACCUGGGAGGGUCACUACCAUCACUACUCUGACCCGGCCUGCAAACACCCCACCUUCAGCCUGUUCGCCCGCGGUCACUACAGCCGCGGCCCGCGCUCCGCACGCGUCAUGGGCGGCACCGAGUUUGAGUUCAGAGUGAGUGAAAUGCGCGUGAGACCGAUGGAUCUGGCGACCGUGUCUCUGCUGAAUGUGUUUAAAGGGAACAGCUGCGGUGCUCAGGGCGCGUGGCAGGUGGGCGUGGAGCAGGACGUGACUCCGACCAAUGGCUGCGCAGCGCUGGGGCUCCGCCUCCCGCACACUGAGUAUGAGCUCUUCCGAUUGGAGCGUGACGCUGAGGGCAGACUCCUGCUGUUUAACGGUCAGCGGCCCAGCGACGGCUCCAGCCCUGACCGACCCGACAGACGACCCACGUCCUACCAGACCCCGCUGGUGCAGUGCUCCGCCGCCGGGGGUCAGAGGUCAGAGGUCAGCGCCGCGCAGCGCCUCGGCAACCUAGCAACCACAGCGACGGCGGUCUGGAGUUUGCUGUUUGUGAGUUUCUGACCCAGAAUGCACUUGUGUUAUCCGUCAGACGGGACGGAUGAAUGAAACUGCUGCAAAACAGAUAAUACACUUUACCAGAACGAAGCCUGACGAAGACUUUCACUCAAGACUUCCUAAAACAUGCCUCAGAUUCGAAGGAAAAACACCCCGAAAUAAAGAUUCUGUCAUUAUUUAUGUACAACACAACAACAGUUCAUAUAAAGAUGCCUAUUUCUAAGAAAUCAUAUAUAAAUUAAUUCAUCAAUGAUAUAUUUAAACGAAAACGAACAGCUUAAGAAUUUUAAUUUCUGACCUGAGUGAAUUUGAGAUGAAGAUAUGAAUAUUUUAAAGGCUACAUGGAAGGAGAGGGAAAUAUUAAAACUGUAGAUAAACACUUCUGACUUUUAUAACUUGUAGUACUUAAAUUACAGUACUGCAGUGUGUGGAGAAAAAGAAACGAGGUAGAAUAAAAUAGUGCCCGAAGAUUUAGUUUCUCUCUUU
This is a messenger RNA of Carassius auratus (goldfish), 2207 nucleotides long. Its product is annotated as protein APCDD1-like. NCBI's taxonomy places the organism in Eukaryota, Metazoa, Chordata, Actinopteri, Cypriniformes, Cyprinidae. The transcript is spliced from 5 exons. Gene Ontology annotation, molecular function: Wnt-protein binding. The record is from RefSeq and is a predicted model, not a curated record. Gene Ontology annotation, cellular component: plasma membrane. Bases 267 to 1727 code for a protein of 486 amino acids. Gene Ontology annotation, biological process: negative regulation of Wnt signaling pathway.